UAAUAAUAUAAAUAAUGACUGACCAACUAGAUCAAUUAGCUGCCGCUGAGCUGCAGCGCUUACAACGCCAACAUCGCUCGCUUCAGCUAGAUUUGCGUGGGCUGCUCGAGGAAAAGGCGAAGCGCCUGAAAAAGCAAAAUCACAUGAUUAACGUAUUGCAGCAGGAAAACGAGAAGCUAAAGGAAGAAAUCAAAACCUUGGAGGGCGGCACUCAUGCUCGUCGAAAUACCAAUAAGGAGAAACAGUUGAGCAAUCUGCAAGAGCAGCAAUCGGAGCUGCAGCGCGCCUAUCAAAACGAGCAAACUAAUCUGUGGGAACUAGAGGGUCACAUACGUAAAAUGGAGAAAGAGAUUGACGCACUGCGUCGCAAUGAAGUGCCCGACAACUGCUACAAGGACACCAUCUGCAAGGUGCAGAAGAGUGUCGUCAAACUUGAGAACCGCCUUGAUGUGGUCAACAAAAAGUGCAGCGAUGUCCUAACGGAGAAUAGCAAGAUGAGAGAUGCCAUCAAUCAUAUGCUGCAAGAUCGUGCAAAUUUCAACGAGAUGUGGCAAUCAAUGGUGACCCAAUUCAACGAUGGCAAAAAGCUUAUCAUGGACCUCAUUGAUCAGUCCACAAUGGCAUUCGAUCAGCGGCAGGAGCUCUGCACAAAGCUAUCCGUGCUCAAGGAUCGCAAUGAGAAUGACAAAGUCAUGCACAUCCAGGAGAUGCGAGAGAUGCAACGUCGCUUAGAGCACGACGCCAAGCUGCAGAAAUUCUUCGACAUCAAAGGUCAGAAACGGCUCAAUCCGGAGCUGGAGCAACGUGAGCUGGAUAAGAAACAGAGCCAGAAGGAAAACUAUGAGCGCCAGCUGUUCGAGUAUAAAGAGAUCAUAGAGAGAAUCAAACAGCUAUACGGCGAGGAUGACACCGAACGUCUGGUGGCACAAUUCAAGCGCCAGGAAGACGAAAACUUUGCGCUCUUCAACUACGUGAACGAGUUGAGUCACGAAGUGGAGGUGCUCAACGAUACCACACAAGAAUUAACAGAAGAGAUUGAGCGUCAGAAGUCUGAACAAACAGAGAAGGAGCUGAAGCUCAAAACUGAGGCCUUGGACUAUUUAAAUGACGAACUGGCGCGCAUAGAACAGCUGGCCAAGGAGACGAGGGAAAAGAAACACAAUCUGAGCAACAGAUUGCAGCAGCUGCUCAAGGGCAUAGAGGAUAUAUUCAAAUUGCUGGCUUGUGACGAUGCGCCGAUAUUGAAUGUGCUCAGCUCGAAGACCUUCCUCACGGUGCACAACGUGAAGCUCUUCAUAGGCGUCAUCGAGCGUCGAGUGAAUAUUAUAAUCAGCACCAUUAACAUUGAGGAUAAUUCCAACAGGAUACUGGCCAGAAAGGAUCGUGUGCCGAAGUUUAACAUACGCGAAUCAGCUAAAAUGAAACACUAAUUGAAGUCUCGAAAAGGAAAACACCAUAUAUUUAUU
This is a messenger RNA of Drosophila arizonae, 1466 nucleotides long. RefSeq names its product Coiled-coil domain containing protein 114 (gene Ccdc114). NCBI's taxonomy places the organism in Eukaryota, Metazoa, Arthropoda, Insecta, Diptera, Drosophilidae. The record is from RefSeq and is a predicted model, not a curated record.